Messenger RNA from Punctularia strigosozonata HHB-11173 SS5, 2619 nucleotides. Its product is annotated as WD repeat protein. The transcript is spliced from 6 exons. Lineage: Eukaryota; Fungi; Basidiomycota; Agaricomycetes; Corticiales; Punctulariaceae. Gene Ontology annotation, biological process: maturation of SSU-rRNA from tricistronic rRNA transcript (SSU-rRNA, 5.8S rRNA, LSU-rRNA); ribosomal small subunit assembly. Gene Ontology annotation, molecular function: protein binding. The record is from RefSeq and is a predicted model, not a curated record. Gene Ontology annotation, cellular component: Pwp2p-containing subcomplex of 90S preribosome; small-subunit processome. The coding region runs from base 1 to 2619 and encodes 872 amino acids.
AUGAAGUCCAACUAUAAGUUCUCGAACCUCUGCGGGACAGUAUACCGCCAAGGGAACAUAGUGUUCACUUCAUGUGGCAACAGCAUCUUGAGCCCAGUGGGGAAUCGUGUUUCGGUCUUCGACCUCGUGAACAACAAGUCACGUACCCUUCCCUUUGAGAAUCGCAAAAAUAUCUCCGCCAUUGCCCUUAGCCCGGAUUCCAAUGUCCUCGUGAGCGUCGACGAAGAUGGCCGGGCCUUGCUCGUCAACUUCAAGCGUGGCGUCGUCUUACACCACUUUAACUUUCACAAGUCCGUGCGCGCGAUCGUUUUCUCCCCGGAUAGCAAAUACAUCGCGGUCACGCAUGCGUCGCACAUUCAAGUCUGGCGGACACCUAACCAUCUCGUCCGGGAGUUCGCGCCUUUCGUGCUUCACAGGACCUACACUGGCCACCAUGACGAUGUUCUCAGCAUUCAAUGGGCCCCUGACUCCAGUUGUUUCAUCACCACCUCUCGUGACAUGACCGCCCGCUUGUUUACCCUCAACCCUCUUGAGGGUUUCCGUCCCAAAACGUUUGCAGGUCACCGAGAUGCCGUCAUUGGCGCUUACUUCUCUGCAGAUGGCCAACACAUAUACACGGUCAGCAGAGAUGGUGCCGUGUUCACCUGGAAAGCCAAAGCCUCCGACGAGCCCAGCGAUGACGAGGAUGAAGAUAUGCAAGUGGCCGCCUCCACCUCCACGGACGCGAAUCUCAUUGCCCGCACGCGCUGGGGCGUCCACAAGCGUCAUUACCUCAAUCUACCUUCUACUAGGGUAGUCUCUUCAACCUUCCACUGCCCCUCCUCCCUACUCGUGCUGGGCCUUUCAACCGGUGUCUUCGGUCUCUGGGAACUCCCCGCCUUUUCCUCCUUGCACACACUCUCGAUCUCGCAACAAAAAAUCACCUCCGUCGCCGUUAAUCCUCAAGGCGAGUGGCUCGCCUUCGGCUCCACAACCCUCGGACAACUCCUCGUAUGGGAAUGGCAGAGCGAGAGCUACGUUCUCAAGCAGCAGGGGCACUACUUCGACAUGAACACCCUGUCGUGGGCGCCCGACGGGCAGUACGUCGCCACAGGGGGCGACGACGGCAAAGUCAAAGUGUGGAACGUCAACUCCGGUUUCUGCUUCGUGACGUUUUCCGAGCAUUCUUCGGCCGUGUCGUGUGUCGAGUUCGCGAAGCAGGGCCAGGUCCUGUUCUCGGCCUCCCUCGACGGGACUGUCCGGGCCUUCGACCUUGUGCGUUAUCGCAAUUUCCGAACGUUCACCUCACCGCAGCCGGUGCAGUUCUCGAGCCUGGCCGUAGAUCCGAGCGGAGAGGUGGUCGCGGCGGGCUCAACAGACUCGUUCGAGAUCUUCCUCUGGUCCGUGCAGACCGGUCGGCUACUCGACGUUCUGGCCGGACACGAAGGGCCGGUGUGCAGCCUCGCCUUCUCCCCGACCGGGGACUUUCUCGCCAGCGGAAGUUGGGACAAGACCGUCAGGGUAUGGACGAUGUACGGGCGAUCGGGCGCCGUCGAACCAUUCACGCUCUCCGCCGACGUCCUUGCGCUGGCAUUCCGGCCGGACGGCAAAGAACUCACGGCCUCAACGCUUGAUGGGCAAAUCGCCUUUUGGGAUGUUGGGCAGGGCAAGCAAACGGGUAUCAUUGAGGGUCGUAAGGACGUGUCCGGUGGGCGGCGGAUAGAUGACCGGCGGACAGCGGCGAACUCGGCGUCAGGCAAGUCCUUCAACUCGCUCACGUAUACGGCCGACGGGCGUUGCCUGCUCGCGGGCGGGAACAGCAAAUACGUCGUGCUGUACGACGUCGCGGAUGGCGUCAUGGUGCGCAAAUUCCAAAUAUCGGAGAACCUGUCUUUGGAUGGCACCCAGGAGUUCCUGGACUCGAGGAAGAUAAUGGAUGGUGGGUACAGUGCAGAAUUGGUGGACGAUCGAGGGGACGAAUCCGAUCUCGAGGACCGUGCUGACCAGAGUCUGCCUGGCGCGCAAAGGGGCGACCUCGGGAAGCGGAAAUACCGGCAGGAAGCGCGGACGAAGUGCGUGCGGUUCAGCCCCACAGGGAGGGCAUGGGCUGCCGCGUCCACCGAAGGAUUGCUCAUAUACUCCGUCGACGACUCCAUCGCGUUCGAUCCGUUCGACCUCGAUAUCGAUCUCACUCCACAAUCCCUCCUCGCAGUCCUCGCGAAUCAUGAAUACCUUAAAGCUCUUAUUAUGGCUUUCCGACUGAACGAAAAGCCGCUCAUCCACCGUGUCUAUGAGUCCAUACCUCAUGCGGACAUUCGGCUGAUAGCGAGGCAACUACCGGUCGUAUACGUCGAGCAGAUGGUGCGAUUCGUGGCGGAUCACCUGGAGAAGAGUCCACAUUUGGAGUUCGAUCUGGUGUGGAUCAGGAGCUUGUUGACCGCCCAUGGGCGGUAUUUGCGGGAUCAUUCGCGCUCCGGAGAAUAUGCUAGUGCGCUGAGGGAGUUGAAGAAAGGACUGGCCGAUUGCGAGACUACCAUUGCGAAAUUGUGCAAUGAAAACUCUUGGACGUUGGACUACCUGAUUGAUCAGGCUAAGGUCCAUCAAAAUCGAGAAGUUGGUAUGCAGAUUGAGGUUGCGUAG